This is a messenger RNA of Pipistrellus nathusii (Nathusius's pipistrelle), 573 nucleotides long. The record is from the annotation of a GenBank genome assembly. Lineage: Eukaryota; Metazoa; Chordata; Mammalia; Chiroptera; Vespertilionidae.
AUGGCGAUGCACAACAAGGCAGCGCCACCGCAGAUCCCGGACACCCGGCGGGAGCUGGCGGAGCUCGUGAAGCGGAAGCAGGAGCUGGCGGAAACACUGGCAAACUUGGAGAGACAGAUCUAUGCUUUUGAAGGAAGCUACCUAGAAGACACCCAGAUGUAUGGCAAUAUCAUUCGUGGCUGGGAUAGGUAUCUGACCAACCAAAAAAACUCCAAUAGCAAAAACGAUCGAAGGAACCGGAAGUUCAAGGAAGCUGAGCGGCUCUUCAGUAAAUCUUCAGUUACUUCAGCAGCUGCAGUAAGUGCAUUGGCAGGGGUUCAGGACCAGCUCAUUGAAAAGAGGGAGCCAGGAAGUGGGACGGAAAGCGAUACUUCUCCAGACUUCCACAAUCAGGAAAAUGAGCCCACCCAGGAGGACCCUGAGGAUCUGGACGGAUCUGUGCAGGGAGUGAAACCCCAGAAGGCUGCUUCCACUUCCUCAGGGAGCCACCACAGCAGCCAUAAAAAACGAAAGAAUAAAAACCGACACAGGAUUGAUCUGAAGUUAAACAAAAAACCACGAGCUGACUAUUAG